Messenger RNA from Python bivittatus (Burmese python), 3231 nucleotides. NCBI's taxonomy places the organism in Eukaryota, Metazoa, Chordata, Lepidosauria, Squamata, Pythonidae. The record is from RefSeq and is a predicted model, not a curated record.
AGAAAAGGGAAGGCUGUCUGUGCUGGAAAUGGAAGAGUGGGAGACUGUCCAGUCGCUUCUGCCAGCGAGAGGCAAGAGCAUGACCCGCCGGCAGGUUUCCGAGAGCUGAAAGGAGGCCGGUUCGUCCUGCACCCAACAUGUCUUACUUCGCAGAGCACUUCUGGGGAGAGAAGAACCAGGGCUUCGAUGUCCUUUAUCACAACAUGAAGCACGGGCAGAUCUCGGCCAAGGAGCUGGCGGACUUCGUGCGGGAGAGGGCGGCUGUCGAGGAGGCCUACGCCAAGUCCAUGGUCAAAAUGUCCAAGAUGGCCGGCAACAGCACCCAGCUGGGGACCUUUGCCCCCCUCUGGGAGGUCUUCCGAAUCUCCUCUGACAAGCUGGCGCUGUGCCACGCUGAGCUGGUGAAGAAGCUGCAGGACCUCAUCAAGGAGAUCAGCCGCUACGGGGAGGAGCAGCUGCGAGCUCACAGAAAGUCGAAGGACGAAGUGGCCGGGACCUUGGAGGCCGUUCAGCAGCUCCAGGGGGCUGCCCAGCACCUGCCGAAGGCCAAGGAGGCUUUCCACAGCCGAUGCCAGGAGCUGGAGCGCCUCCGCAGGGAGGGGGCCAGCCAGAAGGAGAUGGACAAGGCGGAACUGAAGUCCCGAAAGGCAGUGGAUGCUCUGCGGCGCACCGUGGAGAAGUACAACGCCGCCCGUGCCGACUUUGAGCAGAAGAUGCUGGACUCCGCGGUGCGGUUCCAGGAGGUCGAGGAGUCCCACCUGCAGCACAUGAAGGCCCUGGUCAGCUCCUACGUCCACUCGGUGGAGGACUCCCACGUCCAGAUCGGGCAGGUGCAGGAGGAAUUCAAGCAGAACAUGGAGAACAUCGGGGUGGAGACGCUGCUGCGCAACUUUGCAGAGAGCAAGGGGACUGGCCGCGACCCGCCAGGGCCCCUGGAUCUGGAGGAGCUGAGCACGAUGUCCUCACAGGAAGGGCCCAAGCGGAGCCGCAGCAAAGCCUUCCGCAUCCCCGGGCUGGGGCGCAAAGAGCGUGGGCGGGACUCAGGAGAGUCUCCAGAAGCGGAUUCGGGGCCCCCCGAAGUGGACGAGGAGGGGUUUACCGUCCGGCCCGAAAUGAGUCAGAACGGCGAACACGGCAACCGCUUCUGCUCAUCCAGCGACUCCGACUAUGAUGACGAGGAACCCCCCAAGUUCUACAUCCGGAUCAAGCCCGUCCAGCCUCCAGAGCGGGCUGGCAGCGCUGCCACCUCGGCCGCCACAGAGCAGCUGAAGGCCUCUGUGGGCAGCCUCAUCCUGCCACCCUGCGUGGGGGGCACGAUGAAAAGGCAUUCGUCCAGGCACUUGAAAACUUUUCCUUUGCCUGUGGCGGAAGCAGACUCUGGCGCGGCCCCGGGCGCAGGAGAAAGAGGCGUUAAAUCAGGAAGCGUUAAAUCGGGAGGUGCUCCGACCCACCGCCCGGUGCCCCAGAUGAGCAGCUGUGACAGCAAAAGCCAGCCAGAGGUCCUUCCUGCUAGCGCUCUGUUUGGGCCCCCGCUGGAAUCCGCCUUUGAAAGUGAAGGAUUCACAGCCUCCCGAGCCUACCUGCUGGCCUCCAGCCCCUCCCCCUUCUCCUCCUCCUCCCCCGAGAACGUGGAAGACUCUGGCCUGGACUCCCCACCCCACCUGGGGGCUGUCCAACUGCCAGCAAGAGGGAGGCAAAAGCGGGAGGUGGGGGGAGCCACGUUUGGCCUCCCCCUGCGUGCAGCUGCCAAGAAAGCGUUGCCAGAGAUUCUGGGCAGUGCCCUGCGGCUUCUGCCUGGGGGGGAGUCACAAGGGAACCGUUGCUGGUGCACUCUGGGGGAACCUGCUUUGCCUUUUCAGUCACCCCCUUUCCUUUGGCCUGCAGCUACCCUUCCUCCCUCGGCCCCCCACGGUUGGGCCCCCACAGUGGCUCCUGCUCGGCGAAGCUUCUCCAAAAGGCCCUCGGCCGCUUCCACCACUGGCCUCGGGGGCGAGACGCCCCGCUCCUUCAGCCCUGCCCCGCUGUCGGCUUUGUCCCCUUCCCAGAGCACUUCGGCCUUGACGGAGCGCGCCUUCUUCACGGCCACGCAGCCGGGGCUCGGCGUCUCCCGUGGGCCCUCCCCCGUGGUCCUGGGCUCCCAGGGCGCCCUGCCUGUGGCCACAGCCUUCACGGAAUACAUCCACGCUUACUUCAAGGGCCAGAAUCCGGACAGCUGCCUCGUCAAGGUCACCGGGGAGCUCACCAUGUCCUUCCCGGCGGGCAUCAUCCGCAUCUUCAGCAGCGCCCCGUCGCCUCCUGUCCUGAGUUUCCGCCUGCUCCACACGGCCCCCAUCGAGCAGUUUCUGCCCAAUGCCAGCCUGCUUUUCAGUGAUGCCUCCCAGAGCGACCCGAGCAGCAGAGACUUCUGGCUCAACAUGGCCGCCCUCACCGGGCAUCUCCAGAAGCAAGCGGAGCAGGCAGGGGCCGCCCCUUACUACAACGUGACCCUGCUCAGAUACCAGUACUCCAAGCAAGGCCAGGAGUGGGCCCCGCUGCAGCUGUCUGUGAACUGGGAGUGCGCUGCGGAGGCCACCCGGGUGAGCGUGGAUUACCGCUACAACGCGUCGGCCCUGGCCUCGGCCGUGGCGCUCACCAACGUGCAGGUCCUGCUCCCCAUUGAGGAGGCGGCCGCCAACGUCCAGCCACAGCCCGAGGCUUGCUGGAACCUGGAGGAGAAACGCUUACUCUGGCGGCUCCUGGACGUCCCCAGCACCCAGGGCCAUGGAGGGUCGGGCCGCCUCCUGGCCAGCUGGGAGCCCUUGGACGGUCCCAGCAGGCCCUCCCCAGCGGCGGCCCCGGUCCCCAGCGAGGGGAGCACCGUCUCGGGAGCCGACGUGGAGCUGGUGGGCAGCGGCUACCGGAUGUCCCUGGUGAAGAAGAGGUUUGCCACAGGAAUUUAUCUCGCUGGCUCAUGAACAUCCGUGGCCCUGGGAACUUUUAGUCUUCUGGGAGACAGAAAUAAUAUAUUUGUGUGUUUUAAAUUAUUUUUUGCCUGGAUUUUAAACACUGGAGGAAAAAGCCCUGUUGGAGGUGUGGAAGGUCAGAAGAGGAGGCGACUUUGAAAACUUCGGAAUCGGCACCUGUUGCACUGAGAGUUAUUUUUUGUCCCUCUGCUUUUAUUUUGAUUCUCGUCUGUCUUUUGAAACGUCUCUGGUCCCUUUUGGAAGCAACCAAAGGGCGCCGGUGGGAAUA